UUAUCGUGGCGACCCCAUUCCCAAUUUUUCGCCGGCCUCGUGGUUUUGUUAUGGUAAGUGUUUUGAUAUUCUUUUCUUGAUUUUUACCACUUAAAUGUUCCUUUUUAGGCCUCUCCAAGCCGGGUUGAGCUGCGGAAUCCUUCCAACGAUGUAUGCGCCGGGACGCUGACCCUGACCUAGCGCGUCCCGGCAGGCCAAUAUGCCCGGCCUUCGACCCACCCCUUUCCCUUCCCCCCCGCCGCGGCUCCCCGCUCUGGACGGCACUCUGAAUUUGGCCGUGGGCUAUCAGAGACUCCGACUGGCUCCGGGGGAUUCACGCUACACGUCGAACCCACUCCGUGUAUGCUGCUGGACCGCCCUCCGACUGACGUCCCCUCCUUCCCCGCUACCCCGCGGCUCCUCGCUCUGUGGCAUACCACAGGCUGGCCGUGAGGGCAUUGCCACAGCCCGCCUGCAGAUCGCUCGUCUCCUCCUGCCUUCGCUGGACCUGCUGCAGCCGCCGCUGGAUUAUUAUUAUUUAUAUUUUUUUUAUCCCUAUCCCAAAUACCCACAGUGA
Drosophila ficusphila is the source of this 556-nucleotide messenger RNA. RefSeq lists its product as uncharacterized. Bases 200 to 556 code for a protein of 118 amino acids. The transcript is spliced from 4 exons. Lineage: Eukaryota; Metazoa; Arthropoda; Insecta; Diptera; Drosophilidae. The record is from RefSeq and is a predicted model, not a curated record.